Ochlerotatus camptorhynchus is the source of this 964-nucleotide messenger RNA. RefSeq lists its product as uncharacterized. Lineage: Eukaryota; Metazoa; Arthropoda; Insecta; Diptera; Culicidae. The transcript has 5 exons. The coding region runs from base 167 to 964 and encodes 265 amino acids. The record is from RefSeq and is a predicted model, not a curated record.
UGCAUUUCCUGUGCUACGGUUGACGAAAGUUACUGAGAACGCGCCUGACUGUUCAUUUUUCUUUUGGAAGAAUUCCGGAAAAGGGCCUGGAAAUGCACACUCAGGAUUGAUUUACUCACACCUACGGAAUGCCUGCAAGAACCUUUCACCAACCAAACGGAAAUUCAUGCAUCGGGCAAAGAAGAUCGACAUAGCUAGCGUUUCGUCAGAAAUCGUUGCUUUAUCUGAACAGUGUGCUCAAGAUGAGGCAACAUCGGCCAAUUUCAUCAAUAUUGCGAGAAUGAUGAUUGAAAUACAACCACUACAUAACAUGCUAAUCAACAGCAAAAAAGGAGUACCUGCUAUACUUCAGGUGCUGCCUCAUUUCAGAUCAUAUAACGGUGCUAUGAUUCGCCAAGCGUACGAACGUAUGAAUCCGAGUUACUAUAGGGAAGCUAAUGUGAAGAAGGUGUUUUCGUUAGGGCUAAUCCUUGAAAAUCAGACGUUCACUGUGGUUCAAGAUGAACACGUUCGUGGAUGUUUGCGAAUAAUGGGACGACUUUCCAGAAAAGGCGUCAAGAAACUACCUGUAGUCAUGCCAUUAGAAGUAGAGGAAGAGUUGGCUUCCCCAUUGAUUCGUUUCAUUCCUGACUCACCUUCGGCUUUGGCUGAACAGCUAGCCAGAUAUGCUGCCUACGACAUUGAAAACUUCCAGAAGGUACCCCCCCACUUGAUUAACCAAGGAGAAUCGUUUAUGAUUUAUGCAGAGGGACAGAUUAUUUUGCUUGGUACAUGUUCGGUUCAAGCGAUUGAUACAUUUGUUAAAUUUUUUAAUGUUUUCAAUUAUAAGGUGCCGAGUUCUUUGGUUAAGCUCGUGGAACUAAUUGAAAUAAUUAGUUAUAAAGUAAAACAAAACAGCUCUAGACAGUCCGUUAAUGUGUUGUGUGCAAAAAUGAUUGAAUCGAUGAAUGCCAACUGCGAUUGA